CAGUCUGACGUAACCAGAAUCUCAAAGAUGGCGGCGUUGGUUGCACCUCGCCUGGCCAUUUUUGGCUGCUUUUCAACAAGGCCCAUUUCAGUGUUUGCUGUUCAACAGAAGAGUCUGCACAGCAGUGCAAAAAGCGAGAAUACCACCACGACUGUGGUUCCAGUCAGAGAGAAGAGCACGGCAGUGGCCGCAGCCAAACCAGCAGCUGUAGCCAGCAGCAAGGGGGAGUAUGUCAUCACUAAGCUGGAUGACUUGGUUAACUGGGCACGCAGGAGCUCUCUGUGGCCUAUGACCUUUGGCCUGGCGUGCUGCGCGGUGGAGAUGAUGCACAUGGCGGCGCCUCGUUACGACAUGGACCGCUUCGGAGUGGUGUUCAGAGCAAGUCCCCGACAGGCUGAUGUCAUGAUAGUGGCAGGAACACUGACCAAUAAGAUGGCUCCAGCUCUGCGGAAGGUGUACGACCAGAUGCCAGAGCCCAGAUACGUCAUUUCAAUGGGAAGCUGUGCUAAUGGAGGGGGCUACUACCACUACUCCUACGCUGUUGUCCGAGGUUGCGACCGAAUCGUACCAGUGGACAUUUAUGUUCCAGGUUGUCCUCCCACUGCAGAGGCUCUCCUCUACGGCACUUUACAGCUGCAGAAGAAAAUCAAGCGUGAGAAGAAGAUGAAGAUCUGGUAUCGGAAGUGAAUGUGUUAUAUGCGUGUGUGUCUGCUAUGUAAAUGUUGUAUUUCUGGUUUCAUUUGGAGCACUGCUCCUCCUCCAUGUAGAGCUGCAGGAACUCAAUAAAAUCGUUGUUGUAAUUUACUCACAGUGCACUGCUGCUUGUUUUCAACCAAACACAGCAGCGGCCACUCGGUUCAGUUUUUCUGCUCCUUUUUAGUUCAGUAUGAAUAUCUGGAGACUCUCUGUAACAGGAAGCACAUGUAAACUUGUUACCCGCAAAGUUUGUGCUUGUGUUAGAAUUUAAACCACAGUUUAAAUCAUAAGUCAUCUUUACUCAAGUAGCCAUAUGCAUUAGUUUUUUUUCUCAAUUUCAGUUACAAACUCUCACUCAGUCAUGACCAUAAGAUAAGAGUGUCAUCCUACAUUAUCUUACUAUAUAUUGUUUUGAAUAAACUGGGCUCACAUGAAAAUACA
Messenger RNA from Chelmon rostratus (copperband butterflyfish), 1137 nucleotides. RefSeq names its product NADH:ubiquinone oxidoreductase core subunit S7 (gene ndufs7). Bases 28 to 687 code for a protein of 219 amino acids. The record is from RefSeq and is a predicted model, not a curated record. Lineage: Eukaryota; Metazoa; Chordata; Actinopteri; Chaetodontiformes; Chaetodontidae. Gene Ontology annotation, biological process: aerobic respiration; mitochondrial respiratory chain complex I assembly; electron transport coupled proton transport. Gene Ontology annotation, molecular function: quinone binding; 4 iron, 4 sulfur cluster binding; NADH dehydrogenase (ubiquinone) activity. The transcript is spliced from 8 exons.